Tupaia belangeri chinensis (Chinese tree shrew) is the source of this 2632-nucleotide messenger RNA. RefSeq names its product taxilin beta (gene TXLNB). NCBI's taxonomy places the organism in Eukaryota, Metazoa, Chordata, Mammalia, Scandentia, Tupaiidae. Gene Ontology annotation, molecular function: syntaxin binding. The transcript is spliced from 11 exons. The coding region runs from base 258 to 2312 and encodes 684 amino acids. The record is from RefSeq and is a predicted model, not a curated record.
GAAGGGCUUAAAAUAACUUCUGGCCGGACAGCAGGUGCCACGUGUCCCUCUCUGAGUUGAGGGGGCCAAAAGUUAAAUAUAGAUGAAUGUGUCUGAUGAGCAGAGGUCAGUAUAAAGACAUUCCAGUGAUGGAGACAGUGGAGCUGUUUACUUCAUUAUUUGAAAAUUGAGUUGGCGAAUUCAAAUUGGCGAAAACCAAAAGUACUUCCCUUUAAGGUAAUGAGUACUUGGUGAGCACCACAGAUACGACCAUCAAUAUGGAGACUAACCACUCUGAACAGCUCUCAGCUGAACAACCAGCACCUCCAGGAGACAGUCCAUCAUUACCCAGUCCAAGUAGCCUGCAGAAGUCAGAUGCUCAGGAUUCUCCAACCCCACUCCAAGCACCAGAGAGAGAGGCAAGUAUGCACACUGAAAAGGGAGUUCGUGAUAUCUCUGAAGAGUUGAAUCGACAACUGGAAGACAUCAUAAGCACAUACGGGUCUGCUGCCAGUACAGUAGGGAAAGAGGGCCCUGCAAAAGCAAAGGAGAGGCCUGAGAAUACAGAAUCACCUGACAAUGAGGAUGGGGAAUGUGAAGACACCAAUGAAGAGACUGAAAGAGAACCCAUUGCUUCUGGAGAGCCAUCCACAGUCAAAGAGCCUAUGGGCAAUAAAGAGCAAAAAUUGGAAAGGAAAAUCCUAAAAGGAUUAGGCAAAGAAGCCAACCUGCUAAUGCAAAAUCUGAACAAGUUGCAAACACCUGAAGAAAAGCUCGAUUUUUUAUUCAAGAAGUACGCUGAAUUGCUGGAUGAACAUCGCACUGAGCAAAAGAAGUUAAAGCUCCUACAAAAGAAACAGGUGCAAAUCCAAAAAGAAAAGGACCAGUUACAAAGCGAGCACAGUAGAGCUAUUCUUGCCCGAAGCAAACUGGAGAGCCUGUGCCGGGAGCUGCAGAGACACAACAAGACGCUGAAGGAGGAAACCCUUCAGCGGGCACGAGAGGAAGAAGAAAAAAGAAAGGAGAUCACAAGUCAUUUCCAGAGCACCCUGACAGAUAUUCAGGGCCAGAUAGAACAGCAGAGUGAGCGAAAUAUGAAGCUCUGUCAGGAGAACACUGAGCUCGCAGAAAAACUGAAAAGCAUUAUCGAUCAGUAUGAGCUCAGAGAGGAGCAUUUGGACAAAAUAUUUAAACACAGAGAACUGCAGCAGAAGCUCGUGGAUGCAAAGCUUGAGCAGGCACAAGAAAUGAUGAAGGAAGCAGAGGAGCGACACACACGAGAAAAGGAAUAUUUGCUGAACCAGGCAGCAGAGUGGAAACUGCAGGCCAAAGUGCUGAAGGAACAGGAGACAGUCCUGCAGGCUCAGUUAACUCUCUACUCAGGAAGGUUUGAAGAGUUCCAGAGCACACUGACAAAAAGCAAUGAGGUGUUUGCCACUUUCAAACAGGAAAUGGAUAAAACUACUAAGAAAAUGAAGAAGCUGGAAAAGGACACCGCCACAUGGAAAGCCCGAUUUGAAAACUGUAACAAAGCUCUGUUGGACAUGAUCGAAGAGAAAGCGCUGAGAGCUAAAGAAUAUGAGUGCUUCGUGAUGAAAAUCGGGAGACUCGAGAAUCUCUGUCGUGCUUUACAAGAAGAGAGAAAUGAACUCUACAAAAAAAUCAGAGAAGCAAAAACGCAGGAUAAGGAUGACCAAAGUCAGCCUACCUCCGAUGAAGAGCCAGGGUCACAUGUCCCCGCCGAUCAGGAGGUGGAUGCAGAGGAGGUCAACAGCGUGCAAAAGGCCGUGCAGAAUCUGGCCACAGCCUUCAUGGUCUUUCAUUGCCCAGAGUCAACCCCCGACCAGUCCACAGAAAGGGAACCAGAACUGGGCAGUCCUCGAGGGAGCGAGGACGCUGCCUCCACCGAGCCAGAACAACACUCGGUGACGCGGUCAGGGAUCUCAGAGAGUCCUCUGCCUCCCAUAACUGCUCAGGCUGAGGCCGAACGGGGUAACGAGGCGGAACCGCCUGCUGAGGCCAGUAGUCCCCCUGCCUGCUCUGGAGCAGAAACCGGAGGAGACUGCCACCCCGCGGGAGCACCGGCUGAUGCUCAGCAGCCCCGGAAGCCAGAUACAGGAGCUUCCGGUCAGGGCCUGCAGUCCGCAGCCGAGGCCUCCCUACCGGCCGUCAAGGCUAACGGUUCCGAGCUAGCUCCUGCAGACGGUGAGCAAGUUCCACCUGGGGUGCCUGGAGGUGAGCCCAGUAGGCAUCCCCCGCCAGCCCCAGCAGAGACCUCAGCCGGGUCCCAGCUGCCCAAAGUGACCGACACCAAUCUGGAAGGAGUAGACUGAACCUCGUCAUCCAGAGGCUGUUCUUCCUUACUUCGCGCCUUCGCCAAAACAGACUGUCUUCUGAAAGAGCCAUUAAGGGCUCGGAUAUCAAAUGCAAGAGAAUUAGAAUCAAGACCUUUUCAAUGUUAUGCGGAGUACAUUCAGCCUUUGCUCUUUGUUCUUGGUUUAUGCUUUUCUAUUUAACGCUGGUUGAUUUUCCCAAUGGCAACAAAACAUACAACAGCAAAAUUAUAUUACUUUCCCAUUAAGCCAGCAUUUAAUUCAGUUUCUUAAUCAAUGAUAAGAUGCGGUGUUUAAGUCCUCCAUUGCAAUAUAUAUAA